GCCGCCCCCGCGGGGGCCGGGACUGAGCGCGCCGCGGCGCCGAGACACGGCCCCGAGAAGAGGGCGAGGGAGCGGGAUCACUGCCGGCCGCGGCGCAUGAUGUGGGUGUCGCUGCUGGCGUGCCUCACCGCGGGGAUCGUCUCCGUGCCCAGGUGCCAGCGCGGCCCCGGAGCUUUCCUCGGGGCGGCCCGGCUGCUGGCGGCCGUGCCGGGACUCUGCCAGCGCUCGGAAAACAGAUGUGCCACUUCAAAUGCAAUAACAUGCACAAAGUGUCUUGCUUUGGGUCCAGAGUGUGGAUGGUGUGCUCAAGAGGAUUUCAUGGCUGGCACAACACAGAAGGGACGCUGUGACACUGUUUUCAACUUAAUGAAAAGAGGCUGCCAAUCAGAUUUGGUUGAAAACCCCACGGUUCAUGUCACAAUACCUAGUGACCAUGAAACAAAUACACAAGUGACACCAGGAAAAGUUUCAGUCCAACUGCGUCCAGGAAGUGAAGCAAACUUUAUGUUAAAAGUUCGUCCUUUAGAGAAAUACCCUGUGGAUCUUUACUAUUUAGUUGAUGUCUCAGCCUCUAUGCACAACAAUAUAGAAAAGUUAAAUUCCGUUGGAUUUGCUUUAUCUAAAAAGAUGGAGAAUAUUUCUCUUGAUUUUCGACUUGGAUUUGGAUCCUAUGUGGAUAAAACUGUGUCACCCUAUAUUAGCAUUCAUCCAGGUAGAAUCCAUAACCAGUGCAGUGAUUACAAUUUAGACUGUAUGCCUCCUCAUGGUUAUAUUCAUGUGCUAUCCCUGACUGACAAUAUAGCAGAAUUCAGAAAUGCAGUGAAUAAACAAAAAAUAUCUGGGAAUAUUGAUACACCUGAAGGGGGUUUCGAUGCGAUGCUCCAAGCAGCUGUGUGCCAGAGCCAUAUUGGAUGGCGUAAAGAAGCAAAGCGACUGCUUCUUGUGAUGACAGAUCAAACUUCCCAUCUGGCCCUUGAUAGUAAAUUAGCAGGAAUUGUAAUUCCCCAUGAUGGAAACUGUCAUUUGAAAGAUAAUGUGUACAUCAAAGCUACGAGUAUGGAGCAUCCAUCUCUUGGUCAGCUAUCUGAAAAACUGAUUGACAAUAACAUCAAUGUUAUUUUUGCUGUUCAAGGAAGCCAGUUUCAUUGGUAUAAAGAUCUGUUACCUCUCUUGCCUGGUACUGUUGCAAGACAAAUAGAAUCCCAAGCAGCAAAUCUCAAUGAUUUGGUGGUAGAAGCCUAUCAGAAACUAAUCUCUGAAGUGAAAAUUCAAGUGGAUAACCAGAUCCAAGGUCUUCAUUUCAAUAUCACUGCAAUCUGUCCUGAUGGAAGUAAAAAAACUGGCAUGGAAGGAUGUAAAAAUGUGGAAUAUAAUAAAGAAGUACUUUUCAAUGUAUCGGUUACAAUGAAAGGAUGUCAUACAAGUGGAGGAAGAAAAUAUGUUAUACUUAAGCCUAUUGGUUUCAAUGAAACUGCCAUUGUCAAUGUGCAGCAAAGCUGUGCCUGCCAGUAUGGAGACAGCACAGGGCACAAACGAGUGUGGGCUGAUGAAACUUCUCCUGACAGCAAACAGCCCCAGUGCAGUGACAGUAACUGUAGCUCUAACAGAGACACACUUUCCUCAGAGAAGUGCAGACAACACCAGGACCAACCCAUCUGCAGUGGUCAAGGAAAUUGCAUAGAUGGAAAAUGUUUCUGCUACAAAAACAAGCUAGGCAAGGUGUAUGGCAAGUACUGUGAAAUGGAUGAUUUUUCCUGCCCAUAUCACCAGGGAAACUUAUGUUCUGGUAAUGGUGAAUGUGAAGGUGGUAAAUGCAAAUGCUUUGCUGGCUGGGAAGGUGAUCGUUGUGAGUGCUCAUCACAAUCAGCAAAGCACUGCCUGAAUUCAAAGGGCCAGAUUUGCAGUGGAAGAGGAAAAUGUGUAUGUGGAAAGUGUGAGUGCACAGACCCCAGAAGCUUUGGCCGUUUCUGUGAAUACUGCCCUACUUGUAACAAAGCCUGUGAAGAAAACUGGAACUGUGUUCAGUGCUAUCAUUCUAAUAAUGCAUCUCAAGUCAUACUUGACCAGUGCACAACCUCAUGCACUUACCUACUGCAUUAUAUUGAUAAUACUUCAGAUUGUUUCUCUGGACAAAACUACUUUAGAGUCUUUUCCAUAAUCUUUAUAGUUACCUUUCUGAUCGGGUUGCUUGUUGUCCUUAUCAUCAGGCAGAUAAUUCUGCAGGGGAGUAGCAGUAAAGUUAAAUCUGCAUCUGAUUACAGAGUAUCUACGACAAAGAAGGAUAAGAUGUUUUUGCCUACAGUUUGUACAAGAACAGUAACAUACAGACGUGACAAACCAGAGGAAAUAAAUAUCGACAUCAGCAAGUUGCGAUUAAACGAAACUUUCAAGUGUGAAUUCUGAAGACUGCAAAUGUCUAUUUCCAUCAUGCUCGACUUCUAAGAAAUUACCUUUUGUGCUCUGUGGGAGUCUUGACUGUUGCCAUAUGGUUUUGUGUUGUGCAUUUUCUUGAAUACUGUAACAAAGUGACAUGUAAACAUAUUCACAUUAUGUGAUUAUGUUUGGAACUAUAGCUGCUGUAUUUUUUUAAAUUUUUUUGAAAGAGAAAUGUGCGUUACUACUGUUCAGAAACAUUAGUGUUGAUGUAGCACUUUAGCAUAUUCUAAUUUAUUUAGUUAUGGCCUAGAAUGUAGAUACAAACCAGUCUGACAAAGCACUGAUCUCACUCUACAUGUAGCUAGUACUGAUGUGCUCUGUGGGAAUGGACAAAGCUGUGACUGAAGAAUUAACAUUGCUGUAUAUUAUAGCAAUAGAUGAAACUAUUAAAAUGCUCUUUAAUAGAGUAAAUGGUACUUUUAUAGUUCUCUCAGUUGACAGAUUCCACUAAUUUGUCUGCUUAUUCCUCUUACCUUUUCCUCAUAAAGAUGAUGGGAUUAAAUGAGUGUUUAGUUCCUGGUAUAGGUGUAUGUUGUGUGUGUAUACGUUCACAUAUGCAUGCACAUGCAGGUAAAUUAUAUAUUUAUAAGGUUUUUUGUAUGGAUUAUGUCAUUUAAGGAUAAUUUAUAUGUGAUAAAGAGUAAUUUUAAGCUUUUUUAUUUGUUUAAAUAUAAUGCCCCCAUUUUAUACAAAAUUUAAGGUGUUUGGAAACUGAGUGGCUACAGAAAAUGAGAGUUCCUUUACCCAACAGCAUAGUCUACAUGAUGAUCACUGCCAGCAGACUACGCCUUUAGAGUCAACAGCAUCAAAUCCAUUGCAAAUAGAUAAAUUACGCCAGAGCUGUGUUUGGUUUGCUAGCUACAUGUCAGUGUUUUGCCAAAUAAGGACUUGGAUCUUUUUAUAUGAUGUCAGGCAUAAGUCUGAUUCUACAUGUGCUCUUUUUCUCUAUGUAAAUUAGUUGAUGAGAUUAGGUUUUCUAGGAUUUUUGUAACCACUUCAGUUUUUUGUGACUGUGCAUUGAGAAGUGUGUCCAGUGUGUGAUGGAGAAAAGAACCUGCAAACUAGAAGAAAGUGAGGAAAAUAAGAAUCUUUUUCUCAAAAUACAUUAAUUGACUUUAUAAAUAUGGAUCAGAUUCUGUCUUCAGAAAUGUGCAAAACUCUUCCAAACAUGGCGGGACCAAUAUAAGCUUAUCUGAGAGCAGAAUGGAGGCUACAAAAUCAAGCAGAAGCAUCUUUUUUUAUCCCUGAAACCAGCUAGAGUGGUAGAACACGUUAUUGUUAUAUGCUUGUUGGAAGUGUCAGUCUGAUUUACUAACUCUAUGCUGCUGAAACCCUAUGAAAACCUGAUCAACCUCUAAUGCACUAAAACCUGGCUGGCAAAAAGAAAAAUCAUCUCAGAAGACAGUGUAUAAUUUCACCAACAUUUAUUACUAGUACUAAAUACUAUUUGUCAUAGAUAAGAGUUACAGAAACAAAGCAGGACUUCCUUAUGUGCUGUCUUUAGAAAUUACUUUUAUUUCCUAUUCUGUAUUUCUUCUAUAAAUUCCCACUGAAACCUGAGGACUGUGAGGAUUGAAAGGAAGGCGGGGUGUAGAAAAAUGGUGAGUGUUUUAUAAGUGUUAAGUUUCUCGGGUAAUAGAUCAAGUGGGAUUGAAAAAAAUAAUACACAGACAAUGGGCCUUUCAUUAGUCAUAAAAGCUUAGGGAUUGUUUUUUAAAAAAAUGUGUAAAUUGGACUAUUAAAUGUUUUUAAAGCAGUCCCUGAAGUAGGUCCUGAGUUUUCUACCACACAGGUAAAAUUAUCUCAUUUAACAAAAAGAGUGUUUCUUUACACUGACCCUGACUUUAGUGUUAGCUUAAUUGUAGAACCUUAGUUAUAGAUUAAUUCUGUAGUCUACCAACGACACCUUAAACUCUCAUUUUCUUUUAAAAUGUAUAAGACCAUUUUUCUCCUAUGUAAAUUAAAAUAUUUCAAAAAACUGGUUUUGGUGGGAUAAAGAUAAAAGAUUGAUAAAGGUUGACCUGCUGUUACCCUUGUCACAAUUCAUGGCUGUUUGUGAGUGGGAAACAAUCUCUGCUUGUCUAUUUAACUUAAAUUUUAAAAAUGCUUAGUGGAGUAUAUCUAAGUAUAUAAAAAAGAGGUUAAUUAUGUUCUUUAAACAGUGUGAUAAACCCUUAAAAAAAAAGAUUCUUCAGAAUCUAUUUUCACCCCAUAUUGGCCUUUAAAGCAUGUACUAAAGCAUUUACUGAACUGAUAAAUAUAUUUUUUUGUUGUUAGAAAUUACUUUUCACUGUUAGAGGGAAUUCAUUUUUGUGGGUAAGGGAUAAUGGAACUGGGUUCUUGGUAGAAGAAAGACUUGAGCUGUAAAACCCAUCUUCCAGAAACAUCACAUCAUGCUGUUACUGCUUUUCUUCUGUAGCACUUGGCAUUGGACUGCUGCCUGUGAAGGGGCAUGGCCAGUAUUUCCUUAUCAGACACCUGCCUGAAUGUUUAAAAUGCUCUGAUCAAAAAGAGUGGGCUCACAGGACAAAUUACACUGUAAAUUGCUUGCUGUCCUGAGAUUUUAAAAAAUGUAUAUAAAUUAACAAAAAAAAAAGGAAAAGGAAAAAAAAAAAGAAAAAAAGCUUUCUUGCAUCUCCCUCAUGGUUUUGCUGUAUUGUGGAAGAGGCUGGUGAAAGAGAAUAAGCUGCUGCUAAUGUGACAGGUCAAGGCUUUUAGAAGGCCCGUGGGGAGCUUAUACAGAGCAGGAUUCUUGGGAGGAGGCUUUGUUUCUAGGGAUGGAAUCUAUCCAUGAGAAACUCUGGCUUUGCUUGGUACUUGUUUCCCUCUGCCUUUGACCAUGUUUUUCAGAAGAGCUGCUGCAGGAGAUGAAUAGCUCAACAAAAGCCUCACUAUUUAGGGAGCUGUGUUCCCUCAGCACAUGACCUUAAAUGAGAAAGCAGCCUUUAAUUCACAGGAAUUUCUUCAGUGAUUGCAGAAGGACUGUGCUUCCUAUAGUGCUUAAUAUGGGAGAUAUUAAAGAAAAAUUAGUUCAUAUUAGUUUUCAAUGUAUUGUGCGUCAAAAAUGUUCAUAAAAAUAGGGGGAAAAAUAACUAACCUUAGAACAGAGUGUUCCAAAGUUCUCAAAUAACAUUUCUUAUACUGGGCUUCUUCAAAAAAAUUUAGAAAGAAGUCAAAUAAUUCUACUGCGUGCUUAUAUCCAAAAAUAUACCAGCAGAUCCUGCUCUGUCUCAUCAUUGGUUUGGGGAAUUGUUUUCAGAUUUGGUCCCACAAAUGAAGCAUGUGCAUGACUUUUCACAGCAUAUUUGUUACUGUUAAAAUCCAUAUGUAUACUUUCCAAAUUCUAGUCCCCUUUUUUAACCUUUGACCUGUUAUUUGCCUGACACUUCAGAAAUUGCAUGUUUGUGUAAUUAAAGUGUAUUUUACUUCA
Haemorhous mexicanus (house finch) is the source of this 5866-nucleotide messenger RNA. RefSeq names its product integrin subunit beta 8 (gene ITGB8). Gene Ontology annotation, biological process: cell migration; cell adhesion mediated by integrin; integrin-mediated signaling pathway. Lineage: Eukaryota; Metazoa; Chordata; Aves; Passeriformes; Fringillidae. The coding region runs from base 97 to 2403 and encodes 768 amino acids. Gene Ontology annotation, cellular component: focal adhesion; integrin complex; cell surface. The transcript is spliced from 14 exons. Gene Ontology annotation, molecular function: integrin binding. The record is from RefSeq and is a predicted model, not a curated record.